This is a messenger RNA of Rhipicephalus sanguineus (brown dog tick), 681 nucleotides long. RefSeq lists its product as uncharacterized. The record is from RefSeq and is a predicted model, not a curated record. Gene Ontology annotation, molecular function: zinc ion binding. Bases 1 to 681 code for a protein of 226 amino acids. Lineage: Eukaryota; Metazoa; Arthropoda; Arachnida; Ixodida; Ixodidae. The transcript has 3 exons.
AUGCCGAAUGAUCACGAUAGGUCUGCCUUUAACGAGGCGUAUUACGCAGGAUUGAUCGGGCCGGCCCGUGUUCGUUAUCAAGAAAAAAUGGAACUGUGCGACGAUGUGGACCCUUACACGCUGCGACCGGGUGUGGAUACGACGAUGGACGUCAGCGCUUUCCCCGAGGUCUCGCACGGAGACAUUGUUAACUACUUGGUGUUUUCUUCAAGCUUCGCGACACUGGAGGAAAUCAAGGCCUAUAAAUCGCUUGAAUCGCACAACUAUUUUACAAGCGGUUGGGUGAAGACACUGUCCGCGAAGCGGCUCCAAGGAGAAAAGGUGCUGCUGCUAGGAGAGGUGAACCACUCACAACGACUGGGUGAACGACCACUGAAAGUGUGGAUCCUUUGUAAAUCCAGUGGUGUCGUGCUGACUGCGCAUUGCACGUGUAUGGCUGGUGCGGGAGAAGCCUGCUCACAUAUCGGUACUUGUUUGUUUGCUGUUGACAGUGGCGUGAGGAUGAGGAACUCUGUUAGCUGCACUCAAAAAAACAACAUUUGGCUUCCUACUUAUGUGGAAAAGGUCCAGUUCAAAAGGAACCAGUACCCAAACAGGAAGCACAUCUUCGAAAUUUGUAUACAGAUGAUGCUUUGGCAGAUGGCCUCAACACCCUUGUUGACAAGGCCAACCAGUUUAUGA